Brassica rapa (field mustard) is the source of this 806-nucleotide messenger RNA. RefSeq lists its product as uncharacterized. Gene Ontology annotation, molecular function: protein-folding chaperone binding; zinc ion binding. Gene Ontology annotation, cellular component: mitochondrion. Gene Ontology annotation, biological process: protein stabilization; protein import into mitochondrial matrix; protein folding. The record is from RefSeq and is a predicted model, not a curated record. Lineage: Eukaryota; Viridiplantae; Streptophyta; Magnoliopsida; Brassicales; Brassicaceae.
GGGGAGAUCUGAGACGUUGAAAGUUGAAACGGAGAAAAUCAACGGCGACCGUUCCUCCGUCCUAGACCUAACCACUAUCUUACCUUCGAUAGAGACAACACGAAAACAUGGCGACUACGGUGGCCGGUUUAUCUCCGGUUAUCGCUCCAAUUUAUUCUCCGAUAACUAACCGGAAGCCAAUCAGCUUCUACAAGCCGCAUCUUCUCUCGUACAAACAAAGCCCUAUAUCGUCUCUACACAGCUCGAGAACUGCUCGUGUGAUUGAAUUUACACGCAAGCAAAGGAACCGGUCGUGUUCUGUUUGUUGGUCUCUCACUGAUGAAGAAGAACCAAAGGGUUCCUCAGAGGGACAGGUUGCUUCUGUAGAUAUUAAACUACCAAGAAGAAGUUUGCUUGUGGAGUUCAGUUGCAACUCAUGCGGAGAAAGAACAAAGCGGCUUAUCAAUCAGCUGGCUUAUGAACGUGGCCUUGUCUUUGUCCAGUGUGGUGGAUGUCUUCAGCAUCAUCAACUGGUUGACAAUCUUGGUCUCAUUGUUGAGUACGACUUCCGUCAAAAAACCUCCAAGGAUUUGGGAUUAGAUCAAGUUUGAUAAAGCUUGAUUCAAUUUUGUUCUUUUUCUAUCAGAUCAAGUUUGAUAAUGUGUUGGUGUAUACAUGGGGAAAAUGUAGCUUUGCAAGUAUGUCCACACAUCCGUGAUAGAAAAGAGAGCUACAAAUUUUAGGCUGUCAUGGCCAGCAGAAAGAUAGUUCCCAACCACAUUCCCUACUUUCAUUCCAAAUGAUUGAAUGUGAAGCCAUUUUGUUCA